CCAGCAUUGUUCUUCUUUCACAGAGCAGCGAGCAAACGGUGAAAACGUUAUUCGUCGUUUCUCUUCGUCCUUCAUUUCACGUUGACGCCUAUUAUGGAGGGUCGGUUUGCUGAAGAAUUUUAUGCCGAAAGUUUAGAACUGUCCAAAUUAGAACUCACAUCCACCAGUGCUGUUGAUGAUAAAGAUAAGUUAAACGAUCGUGGUGGUGAUGAUGAUUUGAGUUUCUGGGAUGAUUCUGAUGACAAGUUGGAUAGUUCGUUGGAUUUGGACAGGGAGUGGCAGAGGAGGCAUGACCAAUUCCAUACGAUUGGGUAUCGAGAUGGUCUUAUAGCUGGGAAGGAAGCUUCUGCUCAAGAGGGGUUCAAUAUUGGUUUUAAGCAAUCGGUUUUUGAUGGUUACAGUUGGGGUGUUGUAAGAGGUGUUACCAGUGCUUUUUCUCAUCUUCCACUCCAAUUAAAAGAGAGGUUGAUUCCAACACAAGAAAAGAGGAACGAAUUCCAAGGGCUGUAUGAAUCUGUGCAUUCUUUGUCAACACCAGAUGCCCUUGGAUUGUUUGGUGAAGAAAUCAAAGCACAAGAAGCUUUGGAACAUAGUGAAGGCUCAGAAGCUAGCCAUCACACAGUAGGUUUGCAAGAGCAUCCUUCCCAUGGCUCUCAACUGAGAAAUUAUCGUGGACAACUUGAAUCUCUGAUUAGUGAUUUUCCGGCCAUUGAUAUUCAUUUACCUGAACCAAAAUAAAUGGUGAUCUCUCUAUCUUAUGUAAUAUGCUUCAUCGAAUGAUAAGAGCUUCUUGUGGGACAUAUUUUCCGACUUUAUGAUUGUAAAAACAUAUCACUUUGUAAUUGUUUAGUUUUAUUAAAAGUUUGCUUUAUUU
Vigna umbellata (rice bean) is the source of this 874-nucleotide messenger RNA. RefSeq lists its product as uncharacterized. The record is from RefSeq and is a predicted model, not a curated record. NCBI's taxonomy places the organism in Eukaryota, Viridiplantae, Streptophyta, Magnoliopsida, Fabales, Fabaceae.